GUCUAUCUUCAUCCAAUACGACUUCGUUUUUGCUUAAUCUCUAUCCAAAACCUCUCUAUAUAACUCACACUUUUUUUUUUUAUUUGUAUUUUUAUUAAUAAAUUGAAAAGCAAAAGCCAAAAAAGGCAGUUUCUUUAAUAAUCGUUUCCGUGUAAGUCCAGACGCGUUUGAGUUCUUGAGGCAUACAUUUUUCCAACCACUUUUGCUUUGUAAGAAAGGCAAAAGAAAACCCAUCAGAGAGCCGUUGCUACACUAUCGUUUUUAACACUUUUUUGGUUUUUUUAGCUUCCUUUUUGGUGGAUUUGAUUAACCCUUUUGUCGUCUUCUUUGGGGUACUCUCAUUAUGGUAACAAUCUAAUAUCCAGGCAACAAGAUCGUUUUUGAUGAUUAUCGGCUUUCUUUCUGGUUUCCCAUUUUGUCAUUAUUUCUAUGGAGAAGGUGGUGUUGUUUUUAUGAAAGUGGAUUUUCUUCUUACUGGGUUCUCCAUAACUGUCAAAUUUGAUCUCUCUCGGCAUAACCAUCAGAAUUAAAUCUGGUUUUCUUCUACAUCCACAUAUAUGUGCAUGGCUGAAGGAAAUACCUCUCAUGGGGUUACUGAAUCUGAUAUAAUAUCUAUGAAAGAAGCGCUUCACGCUCAACAACACCUUCUGCAGAAACUAUAUGCUGAACUAGACGAGGAAAGAGAAGCAUCAUCUACUGCUGCUAGUGAAGCUCUAUCCAUGAUACUGCGUUUGCAAGGAGAAAAAGCUGCAGUUCAUAUGGAAUCUAGCCAAUACAAGAGAUUGGCAGAGGAAAAGAUUUGUCACGCCGAGGAGUCAAUGGCGAUAUUCGAAGAUAUUAUCUAUCAGAAAGAAAUGGAAAUUGCUUCUCUUGAGUUCCAAAUUCAGGCUUACAAGUGCAAACUCUUAAGCUUGGGUUGUACUGAUCUGGGUGGUGCCAGUGAAAAUAGAUUUCCAGAGAGUUUGUUGUUGCAAGGAAGUAAUCUGUGUAACGGAGAAACGGCUGGCAAUAUCAGAAGACUGAGCUCUUUACCCCCAAUUCUAUUAAAGGAUUCCCAGCAAAAGAAAAGCAUUACAGAAAAAGAAAGCUCCACAGUCUCCAUAACAGAUAUGGUUCCAAAGGAAAUGGACCUGGAAGUUAACGUUCAGAGCUUGAAUACAGAGAAGAAAUCAGGAAAUUCAGCAGGAGGGAACUUCAAUACAUAUUGGGAGCAGAUCAAAAUGUUAGAUGAACGAGUAAAAGAGAUAUCCUCUUCUAAAAGUGCUGAGAGAGAUAAAUCCAUCAUUAAGAGUGCAUCUAGAAUUUGUUCAUUACCUUUACAAGAAAGCAUCAGCAAACCCUGUGACCCAACAAGGCCAGAAAUCAUUACUUGUUUGGAUAAAGAGAAAGAUAACUAUCAUCAACAGGAGGAGGACAAUGCUAGCACUUCUUGUUCCUCUAAUGUACAUGAUAUUUUUGAAGUUCCACAGAUUGAUGAUAUUCUUAUAACAAGAGAGCAUAGGAAGAGACAAGAGAGCAAAGUGGCUUCGGAUGUUGAGGACAGGCUUGGAAAGCCAGAUUUGGUGGCUCAUGAUACUGAUGAACUGUCCUACAAGGAUGACGCAGACUGUCUGAAGAAAAUGUUGCUUAGCACAAACCAAGAGAGCAAAUUGUGUAAGCCAAGAGAGAGUGUAGAUUGCAACGUGGCUCAUGUUUGUCCGAAAAUUGGUGUUGCUGCUGAUUCUCAAGCUCUGUUUCAACAUUUGAGUAAGAGAAUUGAUCGGCUUGAGGGAGAAAGAAUUCGUACAAGGCAUGAAAUUAGCUAUGCAGCGGAUGAAGAGAAACAGUUAUUGAGGGAGAUACGUGAGCAACUUAAUGUAAUACAGGCUGAAAUCCAUAGCUUGAGACCUAGGAAAUCCCCUCCACAGGAUGAUCAACCCCUUAUUUCUCUCAUGGAGGCAAUGCUACACUUUUGGCUUUGACCAAGCAAAUGAAUUGGAAAAAUGACUCUCAACGCUGAUGGACUGCAUUCAUGCCUCAUCAGUUUUUGGCAGGCUUUGCAUAAAAGAUAGUGUAAGUAAUGAGUAUGAUUUAAAGUAAAUAAUAACAAUAACAAUAAAAAUGUAAGAGUUUGAUAUUUCUUCGAAAGAGUGUUUAAACAAAUAGACUUUUUUUUUUUUUUUUUUUGGGUGGGGGGGAGAUUUGGAUAUUAGUUGACAUACAGUGUAUACAGUGUAAAAUUUGCAUUUUGAUACAUCAUAGAAUUGUGUUUCCCAUGGGAAUGUAUAGUUACAAGUUACACCUUGAUGUUCACUUUUGCUUCUAAUAUAGAUGAUUGUAAGUAAUAUUUUAAUAUGCGAACUUUGUUUUUUCUUGGAGAAUGUGCCCUUUGUUUCUUUCUUCCUACCCAUGUUGCGUGUAGAAAUAGUUA
This is a messenger RNA of Ziziphus jujuba (common jujube), 2410 nucleotides long. RefSeq lists its product as uncharacterized. The transcript has 4 exons. The coding region runs from base 558 to 1961 and encodes 467 amino acids. The record is from RefSeq and is a predicted model, not a curated record. NCBI's taxonomy places the organism in Eukaryota, Viridiplantae, Streptophyta, Magnoliopsida, Rosales, Rhamnaceae.